This is a messenger RNA of Sclerotinia trifoliorum, 6264 nucleotides long. The record is from the annotation of a GenBank genome assembly. Lineage: Eukaryota; Fungi; Ascomycota; Leotiomycetes; Helotiales; Sclerotiniaceae.
AUCCAUCUACCCUUUUACUCCAACUUCCACUUCCAUAGAUCAUUUAUUUAACAAUUUGUACAACACAACACAGUACAAAUUUAAGGCUAGCCUUAAGACUCAAGACUUUGAUCCUUUUCAAGUUUCAUUUGUCUAAUUUUGAUCUGCAUCAUCUGCACUAUCUGCACUAUCUGCAUUACCUGCACUAUCUGCAUUAUCUGCAUUAUCUUCACUAUCUGCAUUACACUGUCUGCAGACUGUACCUACCUACUAGGUAUAUACUCAAAUAUUUUCUCUAUAAUACUAGGUAUUGCCAGCCACAAAUUAUCUUUACUGCUCUGCUCUUCUCUGCCAAAAUAACACCAUCCUGCUUAGGCCGGCCUUCCUCAAUCAACUGUUUUAACUUUAAUCCAAGCCAUCAAUCCAAUCAGGUCAAGGUUAUAUGCCAUACCUGGUCAAAAAUAUUAUCGAAUGGAGGGGGCUUGAUCUGACCAAUGCAUGCAAACAUUUAGAACCAUGUCAGUAAACACUCCUCCUCCUUGUCUUUUCCAUAAACUUUUCCAUCCAAUCUGUUACCACAAGCCUGUCAAGGAGUAUCAAAUGCUUGCUUGGAUGCUCGAAUGCCUGAUUGCUCAAUUUUUCAAAAACUAAUCACAUCAUCGCAUUUAGUAAACCGACAUUCCUUCCUUCGACAACCUGUACCUGGAGACCAACCAUCCACCUCCCCUCUCCCGAUCCUGUCGGAUUCUUAACAUUUCCCCACCCUGGCCAUUCACUCAAGUAAAAGGGAGGGCAGAUGGCACCGGUAGAAGCAACAGUCGCGCUUUCGCAUGUUGAGGGUAUAUCCGAUGCUGCCAGAGCCAGAGAAUUAUACAAGUAUGUACAUGAUUACUAUAGAAGUGUGUUGCACAAACAUAUGAAGAACUUUGGGAAAGAGACACAAAAGAUUCACAGGUCGCGCGGAAAUCAACAAACGGCACUUCUUCCUCUCUAGACCAGUCCGGAAAGAGACUUGUUACUGAUUCAUUUUGUUCUACAUAUUCAUAUUCAAGAGGGCGUUGCUAAUUUUUAUUUCCUUCCAGGUACUACCAACCCACUUCUUCUAUUAAUACCGAAUCAUGUUUUCCAAACCCUCAAAUACCUGCAGAGGGUGGCAAUCAAGAGCUAGGAGUUCAAUCUGACAUAACCUCGACCAAAGUUUCCUCCCCAGAUACAUCAUUAACUGCAUUCUGCCAGCUUGUAUCUUGGAGGUUAGGAGCGCAAAGAACAAUGAUCAGGUAACUUUGAAGAGAAUUUUAUGCUCACUACGCAGCUGACAGACCCCACCAGUCUUAUCGAUGAUGGCACCCAGUACUUUAUUGCAGAAAGCACCAAAUCCUUGGAUCUUGUGGAUGCCACAAAACACAAACCAGGUGAUGAGCUUUGGCUAGGCUGUACUUCUGUGACAAAGGCUGGUAGAUUGUGCGAGAGGUAUGACAAAUCAGAGUUUGAAUUUGCGGUCAAGUCGUCAAUUGUGUUUAAUCUUUGCUACAGGACCAUUGAAACUGCCCCAACACUACUAGGAGAAGAGUAUCCUUCAUUUAUUGUCAAUGAUUUAACACUAGAUGAUCGAUUCAAUCAACUUUCUUUUGUUACCGAACCUCCAUCCCUCAGAUUUUACGCAGGAGUUCCGCUCAUCACCAAGCGGGGCAUACCGAUCGGAAGUUUAUUCAUUGUUGAUAGUUAUGCUCGACCAGGAUUGUCCAAGGAUGAGAUCUCUUUCAUGGGCACAAUGGCGACUACUGUCAUGAAGCAUUUAGAGUUAACUCGAGAGGUGGAAGAACAUCGACGUGGCAUGAAAAUGAGUCGAGGCCUCGCAUCUUUCGUAGAGGGCCGUGCGGAACUGGAAGAGGCAGACAUGGAGGCAGAAGAUGGAGAAGGUACAAAGAUUGUUGGCCAGUUUGAGACUGACACCGGUAUCAGACGACAGAAGUCAAAAUCAUCAUCAACGAAAGAUUCUGCAAUGUCAAGUACUGCUUCACUUGCUCUUAGCAAUGGUAAGGAAAAGGGGUACAUGAGCUCAACUUCGCUUGGGCCCACGCAACCUGAGGAUACCGGCUUGACAUCUAUUCGGCCCGAUUUAUUGCGCAAUGGACGACCAGAGAUUGAUUCCAUGACACAGCAUUCAUCCUUUGGAGAAACUACGACAACUGAGCAAUCACCAUAUGACAUGUGCAAAACCGAUACCCCCGAUGAGGAGUUUACCGAGGCAUCGGCUCUAAAGCUGCUAUUCUCUCGCGCUUCCAAUCUCAUCAGAGAGGCAUUUGAGGUAGACGGCGGAGCAGUAUUCUACGAUGCACAAAAAGGGUUCAGCAGUGAUGCUGCGCAACCCACUAAUCAAGAAUCAUUCGUUACUGAUAGCCAGACGAGUGGUGACGAUGACUUUCAAACUGAAUUUAAUUCUAGAUCAUCGAUUUCGCGACCCCCGAAUGGCGGAGAAAGGUCCUUCACUCGGUCCUCGACCAUGUCCCCAACACGAGAAAUAGAAAUCUUGGGAUUCUCUACCCCUGAGGCAUCUUCAAUUAAUGGUGAUGCAUACCCUGGAACUCACUCUUUCCUAUCGUUUGAGGAAAAAUCAUUACACCUGUUUUUGCGCCGGUACCCACGCGGAAAGCUAUGGACUUUUGACUCGGACGGAUCCAUGUCUUCAGCAUCAGAUGAUGAAAUUCUUAAGGGCUAUCGCGGUUCUGCGAAAGAAAACAGGAACAAGACGCGAGGGAAAAACAAGAUUGCUAGAGCUGCAGCGGAUGCAAGAUUUUUGUCGACGCAUUUUCCUGGUGUUCGCCAAUUGUUGUUUGUUCCACUUUGGGAUGCUGGUCGCUCUCGCUGGCUUAGUGCAUGCUGUGUUUGGUCAACAGAACCCACUCGUAUUCUAUCUAAGCAGAAUGAAUUAUCGUUCCUCAGUGCGUUUGGCAAUAGUGUCAUGGCUGAAUGUUCUCGCAUAAGUACCGAAGUUGCUGAUCAGAAAAAAAGUGACUUUAUCGGAAGCAUAUCUCGUAAGCAUCGCCUAAUCCUACCAUAAAGUAGACUAACCCUAAUCUCAACCCUAAGAUGAAUUGAGGAGUCCACUCCAUGGAAUACUUGCAUCCGCUGAGAUAUUGGAUGACCUUUCUUUACCAAAUUUAGCACAAGAACUUGUUGAGACAAUUGACAGUUGUGGUCGCACACUGUUGGAUACCAUCGUGAGUCACCCCUCAUGCCUAACACCCCAUCUCUAUUCCCCAGUUUUCCCCUGGUUUCGAUACUUUCUAUUGACAGCAGCUGACAACUUCUCUCAGAAUCACAUUCUAGACUUUUCUAAGGUUAGUAGUCUUGAGAAAAAUUGGCGCAGAAAUCGUCGAGGUACGGCAAAACGAGUAUCACAAUCGAGUAAUUCUGGUCCCCUGGCUUUACAACAAUCUGAUUUGCCGAUGAUAAAUUUGUUUGCACCUGUGGAUGUAGCAGUACUCUGCGAGGAGGUGGUUGAGAGCGUUUUUGCUGGUUACGUGUUUCAGAAUGGGACGGCGAAAACUUUUGAUAUGGUUUAUGACAUACACGACAAAACCUCCGACUCGAAAAGACAUUCAACUUCAUCUCUUGCCAUACCACCUCCAGCAAGCCAGUCUCCACAAGUAUCAGUCAUUUUAGACAUUGUCCGAGAUGACUACAACUUUACCACACAACCCGGAGCAUUCCGAAGAAUCAUCAUGAACUUGCUCGGCAACGCGUUGAAGUAUACCUCUCACGGUUAUGUGCGAGUUAAGCUGGAAACGGCCCAAUUAGAGGAUCUAACCACUCCUGGAGGCGAGAAGGCCCCAAGAUCUAUGGUAAUCUUGACUGUGACGGACACUGGAAAGGGUAUAUCUAGCGAGUUCCUUAGAUCGAAGCUCUUCACCCCUUUUGCCCAGGAAAAUACCCUUUCCAGUGGAACUGGAUUAGGAUUGUCCAUUGUGAGGAGUAUCAUCAGUCUACUUGAAGGAGACAUCACCAUCGAUAGUGAGGUUGGACGUGGUACUGGUGAGUAAUCCUGAGAUUUCCAGCUGCACAAAUAUAUCAUGUUGAUACGGUGCUAAUCUAUUUUUCCUUCAGAGGUCAGAGUAACCUUACCACUUCUUCGCGAAAUACCAAAAGAUACAUCGCUACCGGUGACGCCCAGAGCUGUAACCUCAUUGUUGCGUGAGACAGAUGAAUCUAUAUCACUAUUGCGAAGUCAAAUAGGUGGUCGUGAAAUAGGACUCUUUAAUUUCAAUCCUCCCACGUUGGACCCUGUGAUUGCGAAGAAGGGAAGGUUUCUCCAAGCGUCUGUCAGGAACUUUCUCACGAAUUGGUAUGAUUUGAAGAUUGUGCCAUUAUCAGCAAACCCAGAUAUUAUUCUUGCCAAUGCUCCGGAUUUAUCUGUUCUCGUGAAUCUUUGCAAGAUACUUCCUCGUAAACACAAACCAUCGAUACUAGUAUUAUCGCCACACUCUUCACGGUUCAACCACUCAUUCUCGGAAGCUGGCAUUAGAGGCAAUGUUACUGUGGUAGCGAAGCCAGUAGGUCCACGAAAACUCGCAAGAGCACUUCGAUCUUGCCUUGAUGGAGCGACAACUAUGAUUGGUCACGCUGUCACUCCUGAUCUAUCUAAUACGGGACAAGCGAGCACUAAUGACCUUAGUAACGUCUUUGAGGAUCUACUUAUUUCUCCUCAUGGGGGUGAAGUACUGGACAAUAGUCGAAUGGCGGCUGAUAGCGAGAAUGCCCGGAAAGCCAUUGAAUCACCAACUCCAAACGCUCUUGUUGAAAAAGGAAAAGAAUUUCCCUUUCCUCUACCUCCCAGGGGCAACACCUCUCCUCCGCGAAGAGAACUUUCUUCAGAUGAGACACUCGCUACUCCCACAGCUGCGACUUUUGGUUACGCUUCUCAACCUAACGCAGCAGUUGGAACUGAGAUUGGCCAACCAGGUGGUUCUUCCGGCGCAAAAACAAGCACACGUCAAUUUUCAAUAGCUGCCGCAGCUCCUGACCCAUUUACCCCUAACUUGCUCCUAGUAGACGACAACAUGAUAAAUCUUAAACUCCUCCGCCAUUUCAUAACAAGGUUAGGCUAUACGACAGUCCACGAGGCGGAAAAUGGACUUGAAGCUGUUAGGAAAUUUGAGGAACGGUCAGAAGGGUAUGAUAUUAUUUUCAUGGACAUAAGUAUGCCGGUACUUGAUGGAUUUGAUGCAACAAAGGAGAUUAGAAAAUUGGAGAAAUCAAGACAAGAGCGAGCAAUAGAAAAUGGUGAGGUUGGGGUGGGCAAGAAAAAAAAUGAAGCACUUGUGGUUGCACUUACAGGAUUGGCUGGUAAAGAUGAUGUGGAGAAGGCGAGGACUUGUGGUAUUGAUCUUUUCAUGACGAAACCAGUGGCUAUGAAGGAGGUAAGAAAGAUGUUGGAGAAUUGGGGAGCGAAUCAAAAGGACUGAGGUGGAAUGAUCAACGAUUGUAAGAUGGAAUGUAGCAUUUGGAUGGAAUUAUGGGGAUAUGAAAAAACGAGAACGAAUUCGAUGGAAAAAUUGCAUCUGGGGGCGUUAUGGAAACAUUGCAUAUGAGCAUUUGCGAUUCAGGGCUCGUGACCUUAAUAGCAAAGGGGAACGAGAAAUGAAUGACAAUUUGGCGUGGCGUUUUUUCUGGAGCUUGAAGAAAACGGGACUCCUUAUACCCUGUUGGCGUGGUAUGCGAAUUUUGCUUUAGAUGGAAGGACGUGUUUGGGUUGGGGUGGAGAUGGGGAUGCUGGGAUAAUUCAAGUUGGAUGAAAUGAAAUGGCAUCAAGGACGAAGGAUGAAGGAUAAUAUACCCAGGAAUAAAGGAAUUGAACGUGAGAGGGAUAGAUCAAUUGACUGAUGAUUGAUGGGAUAGAUUGGGAUGACUUGAUGAGAUGGAUGAAUACAAAUGUACUUGUAUGAAAUAAUGAAAUAAAUAUAUAUCAUGGUCACACAGUUUAUAUUGGGAUAUUCUUGAUCGGUAUAGUAUAUAUGUCCAUAUAGUUGACAAUAUCGGAUCGGCAAAGACCGGAAUCCUUAAAAUAUGUACAAGACGAAAAUCUGCUCUUAUCUUCUCUACUACGCGGUCAGAGCCUUCCCUCCUCUACUUGCAAGAUACACAAGAACAUCCACAAACCCUAAACUCCCACCCCACACCUAAGAAACUGUCACGCUAGCCGAUCCACUACUCUUAUAGCCCUCAACAGCCACAAUCUGAUAAUUAUAAGUACUUCCCAACUGCAAUCCCAGCUUCUUCCAUGCG